Venustampulla echinocandica is the source of this 1191-nucleotide messenger RNA. RefSeq names its product MFS monocarboxylate transporter. Lineage: Eukaryota; Fungi; Ascomycota; Leotiomycetes; Helotiales; Pleuroascaceae. The coding region runs from base 1 to 1191 and encodes 396 amino acids. Gene Ontology annotation, cellular component: fungal-type vacuole membrane. The record is from RefSeq and is a predicted model, not a curated record. Gene Ontology annotation, biological process: transmembrane transport. Gene Ontology annotation, molecular function: transmembrane transporter activity. The transcript has 3 exons.
AUGGCCAGCAAUGGUCCACUCCCCACUUUGUCAGAAAUUUCUCCAGCCUCCGAGUCCCGGCUCGACCACCUCGACGACCACCACAAAAAUGUAACUCACAAUCUCGAGUUGACAGCCGUAACAACCUCGCACUCGCGGGCAUCAUUGUACUUCCCCGAUGGCGGUCUCAGAGCAUGGCUCGUAAUCCUCGGCUCUUUCUCCGUAAUCUGCGGUACCUUCGGGCUCAUGUCCUCCGUGGGACUCUUCCAAUCCUACUGGCAAGCGAACCAGCUAGCCAACUAUAGCCCGCGGGACGUAGGCUGGAUAGCCGCCGUCAACAUCUUCCUCAACCUCUUUUUGGGGGUGCAGAUCGGUCCAUUGUUUGAUCGCUAUGGAUCUCGCUAUCUGGUUUUGGUGGGGAGCGUGGUGUAUGUGGUGAGUUUGGUGGUGUUGGCGGAAUGUACCCGGUACUGGCACUUCAUGCUUGUCUAUGGGGUGGUGAACGGUAUUAGCGGUGCCUGUUUGACUACGACUGCGUUGGCAGUUGUAGCGCAUUGGUUUGAGAGGAGGCGGGGACUUGCGAGCGGGAUUGCAUUUAUCGGUUCGAGUGUCGGCGGGAUUGUCUUUCCGCUUGUGCUGAAGAGCACGCUUGAGAAUUUGAGUUGGGCUUGGGCGCUUCGAGUUGUGGCUCUUAUUGCGGGUGUGCUCCUGGUUGUAGGGAAUCUGUGUGUUAGGGGACGUUUGCCACCGAGGAGGAACGGGGGGACUGUGGAUUUGAAGUGUUUACUGGAUGCGAGGUUUGGCUGGGCCACUGCAGGGAUUGCUUGCUUCGAAUUUGUGCUAUUUGGCGUCUUGGGCUUGUUACCGUCCUAUGGCUUGUCCCAAGGUUUCAGCAAUCAAGCGACAUUUAACAUAAUAGCAAUUCUAAAUGCUGGCUCAGCAUUUGGCCGCUUCUUCUCAGGAUACCUAUCUGACCGCUGGGGCCGAUUUAACACUAUGAUCCUAACCCUCCUCUGGUCCCUCAUCGUAGUCCUCGCUUUCUGGCUACCAGUCAGCAAUAACGUGAUACUUUUCUACACCUUCGCCCCGCUCUUUGGAUUCGGUUCUGGCAGUAUUAUCAGCAUGGCGCCGGUUUGUCUCGGGCAAUUGUGCAAGGCUGAUCAGUAUGGUCAAUUUUACGGAACAUCUUAUAGUAUAGUCUCAUUUGCGUAG